UCCAUCCUUAUUCGUUGAACAACACGAAUUAAAACGUGUUUACUGAAUAUAGAGUAUAACUGGAGAAAGUAAAGCAUUUUUAUUAUUUUUUAGUUGUAAAAAAAAUAAUACCACACACUAAGAGAUAGAAAGAUUAAGAAGAAGCUAACAACUUAGGUCAUUUAGCGCAAAAAAAAAUAAAGAAACGGAACAACAAUCACUAAAGACCAACCCCUACUUUGGUAAACAAAUACAUACAACAACAGUAGCAACAUCAAUCAGCAAUCUCGUUUCGUCGCAUACAGAGAUUCUAACUAUGCUGAUAAAUAAUACGGAAGCUUUAAAGAGCUGGCUGGUGGAAAUCCUUGAACCACUAUGUGAUGCGGAUUCCUCGGCGUUGGCCCGUUAUGUGUUGGCUCUAUUGAAAAAAGACAAACCCGAAAAAGAGCUUAAGCGUGUUAUGAUCGAACAGUUGGAUGUAUUUUUGGUGGAAGAAACAAAACCAUUCGUUGAACGUCUCUUGGAAGCCAUUAGUACUGAAGAAUAUUUGAAAACUCCCCUGCCUACUGCCAAUAAUCCAAAAACAAUUGUGACCGGUAACGAAGAUGCCGAAGUGGCCUCCAUUGCUAAUAAUGCUGCCGUCGCCAUUGCUGCCUCCUCGGCGGCAACAUCGUCAUCAUCAACCUCCUACUCGUCUAACAUGAACAACACCUCCUCCAAUACAAACACUGGUGCUGCUGCGGCUGCGAAUACGAUAACGACGGGGUCAAAUGUUACAAAUGUGAUAAAUCAAAAUGAUAAUAGCGAUACAAUCAAUAGCGUAACCGCCAAAGUGAUAGAUAAUAAUACGGCUGCUACAAGUAGCACAUAUGCGGAUAAAAUAAAUACACCACCCAUUGAUGAAAGUAAAACCAAAGAUACUACGACAGAACGUACCUCAUCGUCAUCAUCCAAUGCACAUCAUCAAUCCUCCUCGACUUCACAAUAUCAUCAUCAACAGCAUUCUUCCGGUGGUGGUGGUCAUCAUCAUCACAAUUCGUCGAAUCGCAAUGAAGCAGCGCAUUCGUAUGGCAGUGGUGCUGCUGGCAAUGAUCGUCAUCAACAACAACAACAACAUCAUCCACGUAGUGCUAGUCCACCUGUCGCACGUACUAAUGCUGCCGACAAAGAGAAUCAACCCCGCGAAAGUCGUAGACGACGUGCCUCCUUGCGAUCUCGAUCAAGAUCACGUUCUCGCUCACGAUCGAACGAACGUUUUUCGAGACGUUCUCGAUCCCGUGAUCGCCGCAUCAACGAACGUGAGAAAACACAACGACAAUUCCGCAACAAGUCACCACCCAUGGGUGGUGGCGGUGGAGGAGAUUCGAGACAUGAUCGCAGACGUGGUGGAGGUGGUGGUGGCGGCGAUAGACGUCGUAUGAUGAUGAAUAACAUGGGUGGAGGAUCAUCGGAUGAUAGAUCGCCAAGAUUUGGUGGUGGCGAUCGCCGUGGCAGUGGAGGUGGUGUUGGUAGUGGCAUGGGAGGACCUGGUGGACCCGGUAAUCGUUCGACAAAUCGUUCACCUAUAUCGCCUCGUAGUCGCUCGCCUUCGCUGGAACGAGGCGGUAGAACUGGUAAAAGGUCUCCUUCUGCCGGACGCUCUCAAGCUCGUGGUGGUGGUGGUGGUAAUGCUGCAGGUGCUGUGACUUCUCCCGAUGCCCGGCAUCAUCACAAUAAUGACGGCGAGAAAAGGCAGAGAUGUCGCGACUUUGACGAAAAGGGCUAUUGUGUAAGAGGCGAAACCUGCCCCUGGGAUCAUGGUGUCAAUCCAGUGGUCUUUGAAGGUCUUAACAAUUCGGCUCUAAUAAGCAUGUCGCUGCGCGAAUACAAUCCUGAUGCGCCCGAUCUUUGGUCCCGCUCAGCACCCCCUGCUGGUGCAAUUGUGUCUGGUGGCACUCCAGGAGCUUUGAUGGCGGGAGCUGCUGCAGGUGGUAUCAAUCCCUUUACAGGUGCCGCACGUCCAGGUGCUGUCAUGAUGGCUGGCUCAGCCGGAUCUGUAGGAUUUCCUCAAGUGCCUGGAACUGAAAAACCUACGAAUGGUGCAGGACCUUUGGCAGCUGCCGAAUAUGCUCGUACAGCUGCUGCUGCCGCUGCUGCUGGAGCCGGUUUCCGUGCAGCUGCUCCAAUGAUGCCGUUCCCUUUCAAUCCUGCCGCCGUUACAACACCUUUGCAACGUGAACUCAUCCCCAUACCCGUAGUUGAUGCUAGCGGCGGGGCUGCCGCUGCGGCUGGCGGUGACGUUACAGCUGCCUUGCAAGCACAAAGUAAACGGCGCUUUGAACUCGAAGAUUCUGUUGCCAUAGCUGAUGGACCCACAAAAAGAAAAAUACCAGCUCACAGUCGUUUAGGUCCACGCGUUCCCAGUCUACAAAAUUGUUCCCUGGAACUGCGCAAAGUUCCCAGAGGUCUCAAUACAAUCGCUCACCUUAACAAUCACUUUGCCAAAUUCGGUAAAAUUGUCAAUAUACAAAUUUCCUAUGACGGCGAUCCGGAAGCCGCUAUUGUAACAUUUUCCACACAUGCUGAGGCCAAUGUAGCAUAUCGCAGUACCGAGGCUGUGCUUAAUAAUCGUUUCAUCAAAGUAUUCUGGCACACUGCAGAACCCUCAAUGGCCAGCGAAAGUAACUCUUCCAUGAUGCAGCAAUCAGGAGGUCGCAAAAAUAGUCAAUACCAUCUGAACAAUGUGCCAGCGGUACCAACGCCCACCGCCGACUCCGCGAAAACCGCCAACACUAGUCAAACGCAAACAUUGGGCACCUCAACUGCCAGCAGUAGUUCAAUGAGUGGUACAAACACCCAAGAUACCGUCACAACUACGACUGCUAACAGUGGCUCAACGACCACAACAGCAACAGUGGCAGCAACUCAUGUACCCCCAACCUCCUUACGUCUCAAAAACAAUAUACCACCACGCACUGGCGGCGGUGUACCCAGUGCUGUUUUCCGUAAAAAGCAAGAAGAACAAGUCAAGGCUGUAGCCCAACUAGCCAAUGGUUUGCGCAAACGCAAACAGGAACUCUUACAGAGUUAUGUGAAACAAAUGAAGUCCGCCUUGGAACUGGUCGAACGUUGUGAACCCACAGAUCCACAACGUGGUCCAACUUUAGCCACCAUUAAAGUCCUGCAGGAGACCAUAGAUAAGCUACGCAAAGAAAUUGCCGCCGAACAAGAACAAAUACAGGCUCAAAUACAAAAUCAAAAUCAGCCACCACCAGCGAAAAAAUCAAAGGAACAACAAAAGAAAGAGCUACUCGACAUCGAAUUGGAAUUAUUUGCCCAACAACAGGAGGGCAACGAUACAACUGCCAUACAAAAACGUCUCGAAGAACUACAACGUAGUUUAGGCAUUGUACCCGGUACGGCUGCCUCCGGUGCAAGUGGUAUCGGCUCACCAAUGGGCGCGGGUAAACCGGUACAUUAUAUGUCCGGUGGUCGACCAAUCGUUAGAGGUAGAGCUUCAUAUCCCGAAGGUUCUACCCGCGUAGAUCGUCGUCCCAAAACCAUUGUUGUAACCGGAUUCUCGAGUGAAGAUGCUGACUUUGUGCUGGGCCAUUUUAAGCAUUUUGGUGAAAUCACUAAACAUGAUAUGGAUUUGGAGAAACCUCAACUAAUAUUAUCAUAUGCCACUCGUAUCAAUGCCGAACAGGCUAUUUUGCGUGGCAAAAUCUUUAAAGAUAAACGUUUACAAAUUGUCUGGGCUCCGGUGGUUCAAACACCAACUGUUGCUGCAACAGCCGCCGGCAAUAAAACAACAACACCGAAUGUUGAGAGUAAAACAACGGGAACGGAUGCGACUAAAUAUUAUCCCGCCAACAUUAGUAGAUUACCAUCACCCACAUAUACCCCAGCUAGUAAUGAGACAGAUGCUAAUAAUACCGAUACAUUGCCCGAACUGAGGCUAGAAGAUGAAGAGGAAGAUGAGGAAUCCGAAGAUCGUUCGUGGCGUCGUUGAUUUUCAAUAUUCAACAGUACACGCAACCUUAGCAGCAGCAACAACAUAAAUACAUGCAGCCAUACCAACUGUAACCAGAGUCUGAGAUGUAGAGUCUAAUCGCCCCCUUCCUUCCCCCUGUAUUAAACUAUUAUAAAAAAAAUGAAAAUGAAACAUAAAAGAAAGUGUUGUAAAAGGUGGAAGGAAGUCAGUCCGUAAUGUUUGUGAAUUAUUUGAUGGCAUAAUGAUGAAGUUAAUACAUAAUUGUUGUUAUUAAAUAGCACAUAUUUUAUAGAUUAAUAAGUACUUUUUUGUAUACUAGAGAAAAAGGAAUGUGAGAAAAACAAACAAAAAAAUAUCCUUAAAAUACUUUUUUAAUCCUAAGCUAAGAACGCUUUCUCUUAUAAAUUGAAAUCAGAAUACAAAAAAAAAAACAUAAUUACAAUAAGGUUUGUUAUUAAUAAACAAACUUUUUCUACCAGACAGAAUUCUACUCUAUAUAUACAAACAUGCAUACAUCUAAAUAUAACUAUUAUACGUAUAACUAAAUGAGAAAUUAUACAUACAUAGAAGUAAAAUUGAAUAUAAAAAACUGAAAUUUAAAAUUGAAAAAGAAUAAAUGAACAGCAUACAAAAUAAACAAAAUGAUUCAUUAUUCACUAACAUAAGAUGAAUUUUAAAUUUUAAAAUAAUAUGCAUAACAAAAUAUAUAAAUGUAAAACAUUUUUUUUGUUAAUUUCUUAAUUAUAGCUGUAUCUUUAAACUCUCUUCUCCCACUUCUGUUUUUCUGUCUCUCUUCUCUCUCUCUCACACUAGACAUUUUGAGCUCUAAAAAGCAAUGAGAUUUUUAAAAUUUGUUAAAUUUACUUAAAGAAAAAUAACAAAUUUUCAAAAUAGUUUUUUUAAAAAAAAAAAAAAGUCAUCACCACCACCAGUAAUCAAUCUUACAUCUAUUUUGUAUUUCUUACUUUAUGCUAAUGGUAUUCUUUUCUUUUUUAACUUCCUUUUUCAUCUUUUUAUUAUUAUUAUAUUAUUAUUUUUAAUCAAAUUGUUUAGUUAAGCGUUUUUAUGUUGAAUUAUUUUACUUUUUAAUAUUAAAUUGAAUAUAUAUUUACGAUUAAUAAUAAUACAUUAAAACCAACAAAAAAUAAAAAUAAUAAUCAAUGUUUAUUGAUACAAAAAAUAUAUACAUUACAAGAAGAAAAAAACAACUUUUCACAACAACUACAAAAAAUUUAAUAAAAAAAACUAUAACAAAAAAAGAGUAAAACUAAAAAAAAGCAAAUAAAAUUUAACAAACAACCAACAAGUAAAAAAUAAAUAUGAUAUUGAAAAUAUAUCAAUAUAAAUGAGGAUCAUAAAAUAAAUAAAAAAAAAAACUAUAUAGAUUAUUAUUUGCUAUUAAAUUUCACAUAAA
Messenger RNA from Calliphora vicina (urban bluebottle blowfly), 5366 nucleotides. RefSeq names its product Zinc finger protein swm (gene swm). Gene Ontology annotation, biological process: mRNA processing. The coding region runs from base 296 to 3970 and encodes 1224 amino acids. Gene Ontology annotation, molecular function: RNA binding; metal ion binding. The transcript is spliced from 5 exons. Gene Ontology annotation, cellular component: nucleus. NCBI's taxonomy places the organism in Eukaryota, Metazoa, Arthropoda, Insecta, Diptera, Calliphoridae. The record is from RefSeq and is a predicted model, not a curated record.